This is a messenger RNA of Odontomachus brunneus, 972 nucleotides long. RefSeq lists its product as uncharacterized. The transcript is spliced from 4 exons. NCBI's taxonomy places the organism in Eukaryota, Metazoa, Arthropoda, Insecta, Hymenoptera, Formicidae. Bases 1 to 972 code for a protein of 323 amino acids. The record is from RefSeq and is a predicted model, not a curated record.
AUGAAGCCACAUUUAAAAUUAUCCACCUCGCGCAAAUUGUUGCACAAAUUAUCUAUGAGGCAAAGGAAUAAGGUUAUGAGUGAAAUACGACGCAAUUUACAUUUACAAAAUUCUGCAAUAAAAAGUAAACGUAACGUUGAACAUGUAGAGUCCAAUGACAAUUCUGAAUUACAACAUCUUUCACCUUUGCCGGAAUGUAGUUCUUCAAAUUACUUUCCUUCCAUUAACGAAAAUAUUGCCAGUACAAGUCGUGGAGACAUAGAGGAUGAUAGAGCAUCAUGUUCUUCUUCCAUUUCUUCUAAUGUUUCUUAUGCAUUGUUUUCAUCUUUUAGUAGUUUGUCUGAACUAUCUUUUACUGAAAUUUUAGCUUCUUGUUUUGUUGAUUCUAAUACACUUACUCUUUUAACACAUAAUCAAGGAAAUAGUGUCUUAGCUAUUUUGAGAACACAUACCUGCUUUAUCAAUUUGCCCAAAGAUGUAAGAACUUUGCUAAAUACACCAAGGCAUCGUGUUGUUUUGUGCACUGUUGAGCCAGGGGAAUAUAUACAUUUUGAUUUGGAAAUUGCACUUGUUGAAAGCCUUUGUAACGCUCCAUUUGUAUCUCGUAUUGGAGAACUAGAACUCGAUUUUAAUACUGACGGAUGUACAUUAGAUAAAUCAGGUACAGUUCAAAUUUGGCCAAUUCAGUGUAGAAUAUCAAACUUACACAAUACAAAACCUAUAAUUGUCGGAAUAUAUAAAGGUGCGCAAAAGCCAUAUGAUGCUACUGCUUUAUUUGAAAAAUUCAUUGCUGAUGUAAAAACAAUUUUUUCUAAUGGAGGUAUCAAUUUUCGUGAUAACUUGUCGCCGAUGUCGGGUACCGUCACGUAUGGCGCGAUGGGCAGUGGGGUUUUAGUGGGUGCGAGUCCCACACUAUCCUCGGUCGCUUCCGCAUCGGCGGCCGGGGAUGUGCGUAGGCAUUUCCCCACUUAA